This is a messenger RNA of Zychaea mexicana, 252 nucleotides long. RefSeq names its product putative ubiquitin. The record is from RefSeq and is a predicted model, not a curated record. NCBI's taxonomy places the organism in Eukaryota, Fungi, Mucoromycota, Mucoromycetes, Mucorales, Lichtheimiaceae. Gene Ontology annotation, molecular function: protein tag activity; ubiquitin protein ligase binding. The transcript has a single exon. The annotation marks the transcript as partial. Gene Ontology annotation, cellular component: cytoplasm; nucleus. Gene Ontology annotation, biological process: protein ubiquitination; modification-dependent protein catabolic process.
AUCAUGGUAUACGUCAAGACACUCACGGGAAAAACUCUCGAAAUUGAGAUUGCUCCGGAGCAGACCGUCGACGAGCUGAAACUGGCAAUCCAGGAGAAAGAAGGCAAUCCAACGGACCAGCAGCGCAUAAUUUUUGCGGGAAAGCAGCUUGAGAGUGACAAGAGAUUGUCAGAUUACAAUAUACAAAACGAAAGUACUUUACACCUUGUGCUCCGACUUCGAGGAGGAGGAGUCUCGCCUUCGCUCUUUGCA